Molecule: messenger RNA, 1065 nt
Organism: Malassezia globosa CBS 7966
Lineage: Eukaryota; Fungi; Basidiomycota; Malasseziomycetes; Malasseziales; Malasseziaceae
Exons: 1
Coding region: 1-1065 (354 amino acids)
Biological process (GO): heme biosynthetic process
Cellular component (GO): cytosol
Molecular function (GO): uroporphyrinogen decarboxylase activity
Source: RefSeq, a predicted model, not a curated record
AUGAUAGAAUUCCGCAAAAUUCGCGAGCAGUUUGAGUUCUUCGAAUGUUGCCGCGACCCAGAAGUGGCAUCGGAAAUUACAGUUCAGCCAGUAAGGCGUUACGACAGGCUCUUGGAUGCCGCUGUGAUCUUCUCUGACAUUCUCGUCGUGCCACAGGCUAUGGGAAUGGAGGUUGAGAUGGUGCCGGGCAAAGGCCCAACGUUUUUGCAUCCGUUGGAAUCACCCAAGGAUAUGGCGCGUUUAAAGAAGGUGGAUAUUCAGAAAGAUCUAGGCUAUGUGCUUGACGCGAUUCGUUUGACUCGAACCAAACUCGCUGGUCGCGUGCCUGUGAUUGGCUUCUGUGGUGCACCAUGGACGCUGAUGGCGUACAUGAUCGAAGGCGGUGGCUCGAAGACGUGGGAGAAGGCGAAACGCUGGCUCUUUGACUAUCCCGAGGAAAGCAAGGCUUUACUCGAUCGCAUUGCGGACGUAUGCGCUAGUUUCCUCGUUGCCCAGAUUCUUGCUGGUGCGCAGCUUGUUCAAGUAUUCGAUUCAUGGGCUGGCGAGCUGACGCCUUAUGAUUUCCGCACGUUUGCUUUGCCCUAUCUUCGAAACAUCGCUGUCGACGUGAAGGACAACCUAGCGCUCAAGUCCGUGGAGCCACCGCCCAUGAUUGUGUAUGCAAGAGGUGCGGUGAAUCAUUCGCUUGUGGAAAUUAGCCGCUCGGGCUAUGAUGUCGUUGGUAUUGAUCAUACCGUCGAGCCAGCUUGGGCACGCCAGUGUCUCGCGCAGGCUCAAUCCAGCAAUCGGAAAUUUUCUGAAGUGGAAGUAAACAAAGGUGCGCAGCAUCGGAUUGCUAUUCAGGGCAAUUUGGACCCAGCUAUUCUGUAUGCCCGACCAGAAGUGAUCCAGGACCGCGUUCGUCGUAUGUUUCAGACUAAGACGGGCGGCUUUGGGGGCCAAGGUGCACUUAUUUGCAAUUUGGGACAAGGCAUCACGCCCGGUGUGGAUCCAGACCAUCUCCGGGUGUUCCUGGAAGCUGUGCAUAGGGUGAGCAAAGAGAUGGCGGACAACAAUGACGACUAG